ACGGUGGGGAAAAUACAUUCUUUUUUUUUACCUUUCUUUUUCGGCUUAACACACACGUUCUACCAUAUCAUUGUGUAUAAUAUGAGUGCAAAUCUAAAGAGUUCAGGCGUCGGUGAUGAUGAAGAACUAGUUGCAACUAAGACACCAUCCAGAGAAGAAGUUCUUCUUCCUAAGUAGCUUCUUUUCUUCAGUUUUGUGUUCAGCAAGUUGCCGAUCAGAGGAGCAUUGAACGGAACAAAAAGCCGUUUGGGAUAUACGGCAGUGGAAGACCAGCGCGUGCAAUGACCAGGUAGCCGUGACCUGUUGUUAGGUCCUGCCAUGGUACUAUGCAGGGAGCACGGGUGAUGAAGGUGGUCCUUCUUUGGGUUUUUUGUUGCUACGGGAUACUUUCAGUCAAAGCUAAUUCCCCGCCAAAGUUUGCCCUUGACGGGGCAAGCGAAAUUGUGGUUAAGGUUCGAGAAGGACCAGAUAGUAUUGGCAAAUUAUUGUACAGACUACGUGGUGAAGAUGCAGAUGGCGAUCGACUCACUUUCGGUGUCGUCGGUCCGGUGGGACAGGAAAUCCUUCGGUUCGAACGUCUGGGAGCCUCUGAAGCCAACGUCUAUCUCAACAAAGAACUCGACAGAGAGAUGGCCGAUUCAUAUGCAUUGGUUCUCACACUUACAGACGGACGCUUGGCCGAUGGGCAGUUUAUCAGACAUUCCAUGCUUAUUAUAGUAGAGGAUGUUAAUGAUAAUGAGCCCGUAUUUAAAUCAUUUAAGUCAACUAUAAAUGUUAAAGAGGAUUCUGCACCAAAAAUAUUAGAAACUGUAGAAGCUAUAGAUAGUGAUGCAGGACCUUUUGGCCAAGUUAUUUAUCAACUUGGUAAUGUUGAUAAAGAUACAUCCGAAAUUUUUUCUGUUCAAACAACUCAAGGAAAAGGUGUCAUAAACCUUAUUGGUAAAUUAGAUUAUGAAAGAAAGAGCCUAUACCAACUAAGGGUUUUGGCUAUUGAUCGUGCAAAUACUGGUCGUCGAAAUACAGCCACAGCUGCCAUCGUGGUCAAAAUAGAAGAUGUUGAAGAUCAACCUCCAGUAUUCAUAUCAGUCCCAUCUGUCACGAGAAUACCAGAAGAUUUGCCUAUUAACUCUGCUGUCUUAUCUGUAAAAGCUGUUGAUGGAGACCGAGGUGUUAAUAAUGCCAUCACAUAUAGAAUAUCUAAAGGUUCUAGAGGAUUGUUCUCCAUUGACCGUACAAGUGGUUUAGUGAUAGUUAGUGGAAAACUAGACCGAGAAAAUACUGAUAAUAGGAAUGGAGCAUUCAUUUUAGAAAUAGAGGCCCAAGAGGUGGCAUUGGGAGUUUUUCCAUCCCCCAGUGUGACUACAGAAGUUACAAUUAUAGUAACCGAUGUCAACGAUGAAACACCAACGUUUUUGAGUCGUCAGUACAUAGCUGAGAUCAAUGAAAAUGCUGAAGUAAAUGUUCCUGUCAAUCUUUUGGGGUCUAGUGUUGCUGAAGUGUUUGAUCACGAUCAGGGGAAUAAUGGCACCUUUAAAAUCUUCUUGGAAGGUGAUGAUGCUGUGUUUGACGUAACACCAUCCGAAGGCGUCAACGAAGCUUCUUUCCUUAUUAGAGUGAAAAAUUCAUUAGCUCUUGAUUAUGAAAGGAUACAAGAAUUCAAUUUUAGGAUUGUUGCUCAAGAAACUGUUCCAAUCAUGCCAAAAUCUAGUACAGCCGAUGUAACAGUAUAUAUUAGAGAUGUGAAUGAUAAUUUCCCUGAAUUUUCUGAGGAUGUGUAUCGAGUAUCCGUUCCUGAAAAUGCUGAAGCGGGCACUAUUUUAACAACUAUUAGGGCUGAAGAUAAAGAUUCAGGAGAAUUUGGAACAAGAGGUAUUCGAUAUACAGACCUCAGAGGACAAAUAGCUGACAAACUGCAAUUAGAUCCUAUUACUGGAGUUAUCACUAUUAAGAGCUCUGAACAUGGUAUGGAUCGUGAAACUACUGCCCAGUAUUUUGUCACUGUUGAAGCCAGAGAUAGCAAUGGAUUUGGAAACAGGAAUACUGUUCAGCUGGUGAUAUCUGUUGAUGAUGUCAAUGACAACACUCCCAGAUUUCUUCAACAGAAGUAUGAAGCAAGGUUAAAUGAAAAUGAAGAUAAUUUUUUAACACCAUUAAUUGUGCAGGCUCAAGAUGACGAUUUGAGAGGUUCUUCGAACAGUCAAGUAAGAUACCAAAUUGUUGAUGGGGACCGACACAAGAAUUUCAGCAUCAACCAACUGACUGGUGAAAUCCGGCCUAGGAACAUGGUUGAUUUUGAGAAAAUGUCAAAUGAAAACGGUGAUAUCAGAACAUUCCAGUUAAAAGUUAGAGCUUAUGAUCUGGGCACCCCAUCUCUUUAUAGUGAUGUUCCUGUUACAGUAUAUGUGCAGGAUGUCAAUGAUUUUCCGCCGGUAUUUGUGCAGCCCUAUUAUGGUAAAUCCAUUCCUGAAGAUAUAGAUCCUGGUACAUCAGUGGUGCAGGUAAAAGCCUUGGAUGGAGACCAUUCCAUGGCAAAUAGUCAAGUGGUCUAUAGAAUUCAGUCUGGAGCUCAAGACAAGUUUGUGAUUGAUGCAAAUACAGGUGUUAUCAGUGUUGCACGUGGGGCCAAUUUAGAUCCAGAUAGGACUAUACCUAAGUCAAAUUAUUAUUUGUUAGAUGUUGUUGCACUUGAUGGUGGUAUUGGUAUUGAACAGCAACAAAGUAGAGUACCUGUAAAUAUUUCAAUUAUGGAUGUUAACAACAAAGCACCAAAGUUCAUUGAUCCAAAACAGGUUACAGUGUCUGAAGACGCCCAAGUUGGAACAAUAGUUACAAGAGUAUCAGCAACUGAUGCAGACGAGAGGCCUGUACUAAGAUUCUCAAUAGACCAUCGUUCAAAUGAGGGCAGAACUGAGGAAGGGGCUUUAGUGACACCAACAGAAUUCAACUACAACAGCCUGUUUGCUAUCAAUGCUGUUGAUGGCACUGUAUCUGUAGCCAAACCUCUAGAUAGAGAAAAAAUGGAGAUAAUGAGGCUGGUCAUUAAAGUAGAAGAUCUUGCUGCUGCUACAAAAGGACAGACUUCAACGGCUACACUAACUAUAAAAAUUGAAGAUGUGAAUGAUAACAGACCCCAGUUUCAGAAACGGUAUUACAGACAAGCUGUUACAGAAAAUACGAAACCUGGUUCUCCGAUUGUGACUGUUGUAGCCGAAGAUGCAGACAAAAAUCGAUCUCUGACUUACUCUCUUCAGGGAGAUGCUGAUAUUAUUGGUCUUGUUGGAAUGGAUAAAAAAUCUGACACUACUGGCUUGCUGUGGCUUCAUCCAGUUACAGGAGAAAUGAGUGUAAGUAAUAAAAUAGAUCGUGAGAUGUUUUCUUGGCUAAAUGUAACUGUAAUUGCUACUGAUAAUGGAAUUCCUUCUCUUUCUGGUGCUGCUGAUGUAUUUAUUCAAGUACUAGACGAAAAUGACAACAAUCCGGUUUUUGUAAAUAGUGCUUCUGAUUUUUCUGUGGCCGAGGACAUUACGAUUGGGGCUGAAGUUGCUUUAGUUCAGGCAACAGAUGCUGAUGUGGGGGAAUAUGGAAAGAUCACAUACCUUCUAGACACAUCAUCAACUCAAGGGAGAUUCAAAAUAAAUAAAGAGACGGGUUCCAUCACUGUUGCUUCUCCUUUGGAUCGAGAAGAUAAAGAUGUAUAUACACUAGUUGUUCAAGCUUGGGAUAAUUAUGAUUAUGGUUUCGCUACUGGAGAAAGUCGAAAAGCCUUUAAACAAAUUACAGUGCAUGUUAUUGACGUGAAUGAUGAACCUCCUGUUUUUGUUAAGCAAGAAGUUUGUGCCACAGUGACUGAAUUCCACCGAAUUCGUGACACCAUUUUCAUGGUUUCUGCAAGCGAUGCUGAUGAUCCUCUCACUCCAAAUGGAAGACUUCAAUUCUCUAUUGUCAAUGGAAAUGAUGAAGGACUUUUUGGAAUUGAAAACCAAGACUCAAAUACAGCAAGAAUUGUUUCUCGUUAUUCUUUGAGAGGAAGAUUUGGAAAUUAUAGUCUUACACUACAAGCUCAAGAUUCGGGGAAUCCCCCUCUGCUCACUACUGCUCGAUUUCAAGUUUGUGUUACUGAUGUUAAUGAUAAUAGUCCUGUCUUUGUGAAACCACCUCAAAAUUAUACGAUUCGUGUCCUGGAGAAUGCAACUCUUGGAAGUAGUGUAGUUGAAGUGAGUGCAAGAGAUGCAGAUAUUGGUCUAAAUGGUGAAGUUAGAUACAGAUUCAAGAAACUGGCAAAUAAUCAUUGGAAAGCUUUUAAUAUCCAUGAAAUUUCAGGUGUGAUUACUGUCAAGGAACCCCUUGACCGAGAAAGACAAAAGGUGUAUGAGGUUCGAGUUGAAGCUUACGAUUUGGGACAGCCCACAUCUUUGUCAACAGAUCUUGAUUUAACGAUAUUUAUCGUGAAUGUGGAUGAUAAUGCUCCAGAAUUUACUGAAGAUAAUUAUGAAGUUAUUUUUACUGAGAACUUAGAAGCCGGAAAGGAAAGUUUCAAACUUAUUGCAACAGUCGACAAAGAUGAUGAUACAGGAUCUAGAAAGCCUAUACCCUGUUAUUUCAUUGUUGGUGGUAAUUAUUUUGGCCGUUUCAAAUUGGAUAUUUUCACACACCAACUGUAUGCCACUGAAGUUCUUGACAGAGAAGAGAGACAAAAUUAUACCCUCAUUGUUCAGGCUUCUGAUGAUUGCUUCCACCAGCCAUCACCCAUCCAGCAUUUCGACCCCAGGGACAAUUCACUGCUGCAGGUGCACAUUGGUGUUAGAGAUAUCAACGAUAAUCCACCCAGGUUCAUAAAGAGAGUGUUUACUGGAGGAAUAACAGCAGAAACUGAUUUCGGAACUGCAUUUAUGAUUGUCAAGGCUGUAGACAUGGACAUAGGCAAGAACUCUCUUAUUAGCUAUUAUAUAUCUGGAAAAGUACAAAUGACUUUAUCAGAGGGUUUGGAAGCUUUAAAAGUUUCUCCUUUCAUCAUUAAUAAAGACACUGGAGUGAUUAGUCUGAAUUUUGAUCCACAAAAGGGCAUGAAAGGCUAUUUUGAUUUCGAAAUAAUAGCAAAUGACACAGAUGGGCUUUUCGACACGGCCAGAGUUUUUAUUUACUUGUUAAGAGAAGACCAAAGGGUGAGAUUUGUGCUUAGACUCACGCCUGAGGAAAUAAGAGAAAAACUUGAAAAAUUCAGAGAAGUACUGAGUAAUAUCACAGGAGCAAUUGUUAAUGUUGAUGAAACCAAAUAUCAUGAGAACAAAGAUGGAUCCGUUGAUAAGAAAAAGAGUGAUUUGUAUCUCCAUUUUGUAAAUAGAGAAGAUAAUUCCAUAAUGGAAGUAGCAACAGUAUUAUCAUUGAUUGACAAAAAUAUAGAGUUUUUGGAUGAACUGUUCAAAGAAUUCAAUGUGCUGUACAGUGAGCCUGCUGACACUGCAAUUGUAAUUAAUAAUGCUGAAGUGCAAGUAAGAGCCUGGCUUAUUGGUCUUUCAAUAUUCCUUGCUAUAAUGCUUGUUUUGGUCAUUUCACUCUGUAUCACACAAAGAAGCAGGUAUGAAAGGAAAUUAAAAGCUGCAACUGCCACCGCAUUUGGUUCACAAGAUUCUGCUCUUAAUCGAAUGGAUGUUCCAAAUACCAAUCAACAUUCCGUUGAAGGAUCAAAUCCAAUAUGGAUGCAUUCAUAUGAUAAUGAGUGGUACAAAGAGGAUGAACAAAUAAGCCAUAAUUCAGGAGAUAACAACUCUUUGGAUGAAAAUGCUAUCUCUGAAAUAGGUCCUCCUUUAGAACACAAAGCUGGGCUACGCAAUCAGCAAAUGUCUCCAGUUAACAAUGAAAACAAUUAUGCUAUACCCACCAAAAAUGGAAUGCGCAGGCCGGCUCCUCGCCAUCCCAACUAUGGCGGCACAAACAUUCCACCAGCCAAGUUAAUUGCACCCAUGCACCACAAUAACAAACAGCACAAAAACGGCAGCCAUAUCAUAGACUCAGAUGACACCAGCUCGGGAUUACUGUCGCAUGACUCGCUGGAUACAAAAAGGCAAAAUGACCUUAACAAAUGCAAUGCUGUCUACAGCUAUGAACAAAUCCCGAAGUUGAUAACACCACCACACAUCACAAAUUUAGAAACAUCAGAACUUUGAUAGUUUUACUUAUGUGAUGUUUUCAUCCAUAUUGUACUGUAUUUAUUUUGAACUUAAGAAAAAGUAUUAUUCUUUCAUAAGUAAAUCAUACAGUGAAACCUGCGUGUAAGUUCACCUCUUAAGAUUUACGAAUUUGAUGGUCCACUUAAAACCAGUGUCCAACAUAUGAGAAGGUAAGGUGACUUUUUUUACCAAUUUGGUGUGUGAUUAAAUCAACUUAAACUGGUAAUCAACUUACUAUGGUGGUCAACUUAACACACUACACUGUAACAUCAUAAUCAUCAUUUGUAUUUUUCUACCUUGGCUUCAUGGGGCUCGAACUUUCAUGUACAUAAUUUACUGUGAGGUCCAGUUUUUGUAUUUCAUCUUCAUAAGUUGUAUUUACUAUUUCUUGAAAUAUGUAACAUGGCCUGUUUCUAAAUAUAGCAUUGAGUGAUAUUUUACUGCCAUUAUCAAUUAAUGAUUUGUUUACUAAAAUUUUUAACACAACAUUGUGGCAUUAUUAAUCGUUAAUUUUAGUUAUUGGUUGCUUUGCAUUUUUUUAAAUGUCACAAUUUCAUUUUUUGUAUUAAAUUACAUAAAAAGUUUGAAAUAUAAAACUGUUUUUUAACUGUAUAUUUUUGCUUUAUAUAUAAUUAAAAAUUAGUAUGAGUAAAUAUAUUCCAUUUUAUAAAAACUAUUUGAUUUUGUUUUUGAUUCUUACAAUUUUAAUAUGAUUUCAUUUUACAGUUUUAUUUACAAGCUUAUUGUUAAAUAAAUGUACUGUAAAUUAAAUUUAUAUGAUAUUUUUAUUUGAGUUAAUAAUUGCUAAAUGUAAAUAUUUAAGAAAUUUAUAACUGCCAUUAUUGGAGUAAAAUAAUACUUAAUUUUAAAAAAUGGAAAAAUGGACUAAAAUGCCUUUUAUAAAAUGUCCUUUCAAUUCAAUCAUCAGUAAUGGUGAAAUUUUCAAUACCUUUUUUCCCACUGGAAAUGUAUAAUCUUAUAUCAUUUAUUAUAGAUUUAAUAUUUCAUACUUUAAAAUAAAAAUAAAUUUUGCUACAUAUUUCACUUUAUUUUUUACCAUAUUUUUAUUUACAUAUAAUCUGCAUAUUUAUGAAUAUUCUAAGACUUUAUCUACAAGUCUUUCAAUUUUUAUUUUUGUAAAUAUUUCCAUUUCAGAAAAUAUAUUACAAGACAAUUAUUGUUAUUUUAAAUUAGGUUAUUUUCAACAAUUUAAUAAAAUUAAUCUAAUAAAUCUAACUAUAAUGUAAUAAUAAAAAUCGAUUGGUUUUUAUCAAAUAAUAUCAAAAUAAAAAUGUCAUUUAUUUGUAUUCAAACAUCUAUUUAUUUUGUAUUUUUAAAUUUUUGUAACCAUUUCACUAUUGAUAUAACUAUACAAAAUCUUACACAUAUUUUAAUCAAUUUUAUAAUUAAAAAAAGAUGUUUCAAACAAAUGGAUAAACAUCAAAUUACAAAUUUAAUCUACCAGUAAAUAAACUUUGAAAAGUUUUGGUGUCAUUUAUUUAUAAUUUAUGCCAAUACUUUUAAUCUAAUAAAACUUCAUGUAGUUAUACAACAUUUACUGAUGUGUGAUAAAAUCAUCCUUAACAUAAUUUACGUUAAUUUGUAUGUAAUACAUUUCUAUAUAUUGCUUUAUAAUAAAAUAUUUUAUUAGUUUUU
Molecule: messenger RNA, 7823 nt
Organism: Parasteatoda tepidariorum (common house spider)
Lineage: Eukaryota; Metazoa; Arthropoda; Arachnida; Araneae; Theridiidae
Gene: Cad88C
Product: cadherin 88C
Biological process (GO): homophilic cell-cell adhesion
Cellular component (GO): cell-cell junction; plasma membrane
Molecular function (GO): calcium ion binding
Source: RefSeq, a predicted model, not a curated record